AUGGCAGAGUUUGAGAAAUUCUCCGAGCUUCCUAGAGAGCUCCGAGACCAGAUUUGGAGCAUGGCUGUCCGCGAUGAUCGCCCAGGAGUACAUGUUUUCGGACAGUACGACGAAACAAAACGAUAUAAAAGAGGGAGCCGCUUUCUAAGAUCCGAUGAUGUGGUAAGCGGGACAUGGGCUGCCCCUUCAUGGCGCCGAUACUUUGAGAACUUGAACAAGGGCCUUGGCGACGAGAACAUUUCAACAUACUUGAUCGAUGGCGGUCUAUGGACAGAUUUUGUUGAAGACACUUACCCAAGACACGAUAGAACAAAAGAAGUCUUCAAAAAGGCCACAACAGGAUGCUUCGACGGUACGCCUCUUGACCUGAUGACUGUCUUUCCCCACCGGGACCUUUUUGUCCUUCAGUUUAAUGACUUGCAAAAAGUCGAUUGGUGCUUCCUGGGAUUUGAGGCUUCAAUGGCGACUUCUGCAGAGGGCUUUAGUGUGGUGAGGUAUGUCGCAUUAGAGUACAACCCAAAGUGGUCGGCUGAGCUGAUACAUGACCUGGGUGAUGACAUUUGGGCAAUCGUGGAGGGUGCAUUUGAGAUGUGGCCCCAUGUCUGGAAACUUUGGUUUAUUGACCACUCCCUGAAAAGAAAGAAAGACGCUCCAGUUUUCAAAGAAAAGGCAGACAAUGGAUAUGAGAUAAACGCCUUUUAUGCCAGCGACAGGAGGCUCUUGGAGGUAGAUUGGCAUAACUGGCGCGACCUAGAAAAGGAAUGGGAAUACAUCAAACCGAUGGAGGACAAGUCGGAUAAUGGCUUUAGUUCUUCGCCGGAUUUCCUUUGGGGCUUGGACUUGGAACUCAGAGACAAAGCAUUACCAGAUUCUGGUCAUUUUCGCGAGCCUUACUGUCAUAUUGGGAUUCUAGGAUGGGACGAGUUAUAA
Messenger RNA from Fusarium mangiferae, 930 nucleotides. RefSeq lists its product as uncharacterized. The coding region runs from base 1 to 930 and encodes 309 amino acids. Lineage: Eukaryota; Fungi; Ascomycota; Sordariomycetes; Hypocreales; Nectriaceae. The transcript is spliced from 2 exons. The record is from RefSeq and is a predicted model, not a curated record.